Molecule: messenger RNA, 1098 nt
Organism: Sparassis crispa
Lineage: Eukaryota; Fungi; Basidiomycota; Agaricomycetes; Polyporales; Sparassidaceae
Exons: 4
Coding region: 1-1098 (365 amino acids)
Biological process (GO): protein phosphorylation
Molecular function (GO): protein kinase activity; ATP binding
Source: RefSeq, a predicted model, not a curated record
AUGGAUCACCACGCUACGCCAGCCCCGCCGGUCUUGCGCAAGAGGUACGUCGGGCCGUACGCGCUUGGUGAAUCGGAAAUAUUCUGGAGUGAACACUACACCUAUCUCGCAAGGCAAGGCUAUCAACUGCGUGAUCGCUACCGCCCGGACUGGUCACCUUCGUGGCUGGGUACCGAGACAAACCCAGAGGACUGCGAAGAUUCUGUCAUAGCUUUGAAGAUGAACUCUAUGGAUGCUACUCGACAAGACGGCCUAUGCGUGAGAAUCAAACACGUGGAACGAGGUAAAAACGAGCGCAAGGUGGUAUCCUAUCUCAAGGACACUGUUGAGUCUGAGAACUAUGUUCCGCUCGUGGAGUUCCUGCAGGACCCUUUGCUUCCCGACAAGGACUUCAUGAUUUCGCUGUAUCUCCGUCCCUUCUACAAUCCCGGGCUUACUAAUGCGAGUCAUAUGGUCGACUUCGUAAUGCAAACGCUGCAAUGUCUGGCUUUCUUACAUGGUAAGCAAGUAGCGCACCGAAACUGCUGCGCCGAUAAUAUCAUGAUGGACGCCUCCUCUAUGUAUCCCAUGGGGCAUCAUCCCGUCCGGCUCGAAUGCGCUCGCGAUGGAGUCUCCGAAGCCGUUCUCACGAACUGCAUCCGUCGCCCAGUCAGAUACUACUUCGUCGACUUCAGCCGGGCCUCGCGAUUCAGGGAAGGCGAACUCCGCCCUUAUGCGCGCGUCAGAGAGGACCUGGACAAGUGUCUCCCAGAAUACAAGAUGGCCAUCAAUGGGCGACUGGACACGUUCAAGGCGGACGUGUACCGCCUCGGCAAGCUGUACCAAACCACGUUUCUCGGCGCGCAGUAUCUCAGAGCGGGCUGGCCGCUCGCGAGCCUGCAGACCCUGGUGACCGCGAUGAUGCAUCCCCAGCCUGAAAUGCGGCCCACGGCGUCCCGUGCGAUUGAGAUAGUGCAGUACGUCUUCCGCGAGGUAAAUACGACGCCGUACAUGGUUAUGUGGACGACGCCGCAGCCGCCUGCGAUUGCCUCACCUGUGGGCAUGUGGUACACCCCGCUGAACGCGUCAUGGCCGACAACCUCGUCACCGAGCUGGUAG